Molecule: messenger RNA, 687 nt
Organism: Dioscorea cayenensis subsp. rotundata (Guinea yam)
Lineage: Eukaryota; Viridiplantae; Streptophyta; Magnoliopsida; Dioscoreales; Dioscoreaceae
Exons: 3
Coding region: 262-648 (128 amino acids)
Source: RefSeq, a predicted model, not a curated record
CGUCACAGUUACAUACUAACUAACUAAUAUACAUUAGUUACAUACUAACUAACUUGAUCCUAAAACAUAAUCUAAAAAACAAUAUAUAAAAUUAUCAGGGUAAUAAAUGCAAUAACAAGAUUAAUUCGACAAAACCUUUAUCUCUUGUUACCCUUCUCUCUUCGACUUCUACCCGGAUCUCCUCAAGCCCCCCACCCGUCCCAUUCUUCCACCCUUUGCCGCGCCUCCUCAACUUCAUCUCCCACAAAUCUCGGAUCCAAGAUGAGCACGAGCCUCUUAUCGUCCCCAAGCUCUGCAGACUAUGCCCCAUCUACCCCAAGUUAUAUAUAUCCAAUCUGUCUGGCUCGUUUCCAACCAACAGUUCUUCAUCUGCACAGAAUGAAAGGGGGAAUGACACUGAUUCAAGACAUCCUCAGAGUCAGCGUGACCCACCUGCAAACUCUAAUCCCAAGCGUCAGAAGAGGGAAUGAUUGGUUGUUCGCCUCCAUAAAUUCGGCCUUUGGAAAGUCACAGCAUGAAGUGUCUGUUGCAUGGAAAAAUGUUGUUUGCCUCAAUUCUCUUGUCAAAAAAAGUAUAUUAUGUCAGGCUCUAUUGUUCUGUAUUAUAUAUAAAAAUUCUUGCCAGAUUAAUGCAAUUUGUAACUGCUAGGAUGCUAUCGGUAUUUAUUUAUUUUUGUUCUGGUGUCAA